AUGGGUCUCGUUCGACUCUUUCGGUCUCUGAGGACCACGAGCACCGCCAAAGACAUCACUGUUGAAUUCAAGAUCCAAGAGAUUGAGAACCCCUCGUCAAAGACGUCGUCGUCUUCUUCGUCACUGCCGAGCAUUUCGACACAACAGCGUGCCCUUCUGCUGCAUGGCCCCAAGCAGCCCUACACAGAAGUGUUGGAUCACCCCAUCCCAUCACUUUUGGACAACCGAGAACUUCUUGUCUGGAAUAGAGUGAUCGGCCUCAACCCGAUUGAUUGGAAAGCACCGGAUUUCAACUUCGGCAUCCCUCAACUCCCUUACAUAUCAGGUCGUGAGCUUGUGGGAGAGGUCGCCAUAAGUCCCAGGCAGGGGUCGCGGUUCAAACCCGGUGACCUGGUCAUUGUCAUCUCCACCGACUAUCGGGACCUCCGCAAAGCCGCUUACCAGCAAUGCGUCGUGGCCACCGACUUCAACACCUGCCGUCUGCCAGCGAACAUCACUCCUGAAUCGGGAGCGGCACUAGGUGUGGCGUUCGUCGCCGCAGUUCUUUCCCUGGGUAUUUGUAUUGGACUCGACUUCUCCAAAGUAGCGAACGGACCGGAUCUCCUCUCUAUAGUGAGAGGAUUGGACCCUCAGCGACUUCCGGAAGAUAUCCGAUCGGAAUGCUUGAAUGGGAUCAACAGGGCCGAGAAGGCUAAACCGGGGGACUGGCUCGCCAUCUGGGGUGGUUCUUCCACCAGUGCUUUUAUGUUGAACCAGAUUGCUCGGUUGAUGGGACUACGGACAAUCAGCAUCAUGGACUAUCGCAAACAUGCCCUGAGUGUGUCCUCAGAUCCGAGAACGAAGCCGGAUGUCGUCGUUGACAACCACAACCCCGAGAGAGCCAUCGAGAUAACCAGAUCAGUAACGAACCACAGCCUCCGGUUCGCCGUGGACACGGUUGGUCGAGACACAGCCCAGCACUUGAAGCAGUGCUUAGAACAGCAUUCCUCGGACUUUCACGACACCACAGCAAUAACCCCGACGCCAACACUGGAAAAGAACGACGUGCGUCCUGCCGCACAUUUGGUAGGUCUGACUGGAUUACCAAAAGGGUCGCCACCGACCAACACCAUCUUCCACACCGUGCCCAUCAAAGUGUUCCACGAGAUCCCGGAGCUGGGCGAGGCGUUGAUGCUCUGGCUGGAGCGGCUCCUGUCGCAGGGUCUGUUGGUCCCUCCUACGAUCCUGGGGGUGAGGGAAGGAUUCAACGCCGUCAAUGACGCUUUGGAUUCCAUGCGGAGGGGCGAAAUCAGUGGCGGCAGGCUGGUGGUCAGGGUCAAGUGA
Messenger RNA from Fonsecaea erecta, 1323 nucleotides. RefSeq lists its product as hypothetical. The transcript is spliced from 2 exons. The coding region runs from base 1 to 1323 and encodes 440 amino acids. The record is from RefSeq and is a predicted model, not a curated record. Gene Ontology annotation, molecular function: oxidoreductase activity, acting on NAD(P)H. NCBI's taxonomy places the organism in Eukaryota, Fungi, Ascomycota, Eurotiomycetes, Chaetothyriales, Herpotrichiellaceae.